AGGAAAAGCGCGGGAGUGACGUGGAAAUUGCAAUGACAGUGGUCUAAAUAUAUCCGGCGCGGCGUCGCGCGUAGAGCUGGCAGCGCGCCUCAGUCGAGAUCUGACCGCCGCGAGUCACACACGAACGAUACCGAAACAGCAACCAUGGUUUACGAAAGUGAUUUUUAUACCACCCGCCGCCCUUACAGGCCGACGUCCACCUACAGCAGCCUCACGUCGUUGCCCUUGAGUCCGUUGACAUCCAUCUACUACCUCUCGUCUUCGUUUCUACCCUACACGACAUAUCACGACCCUUACGUCGCGUACAUACCACGACUCUCACAGUCGUUGCCCUUGAGUCCGUUGAGAUCCAUCUACUACCGCUCGUCUUCGUUUCUACCCUACACGACAUUUCACGACCCUUACGUCGCGUACAUACCGCGACUCCCACAGUCGUUGCCCUUGAGUCCGUUGAGAUCCAUCUACUACCGCUCGUCUUCGUUUCUACCCUACACGACAUAUCACGACCCUUACGUCGCGUACAUACCGCGACUCCCACAGGCGGAGUUAAUAUAUCGUCCGACGGCUCGCAGCGUGACUCGACUCGUUACAUACCCCGAGGCGCCGCACCACGUGGUCCGCGUGCGCGUGCGUCCCUCGGUGGUGCUUCGCGAACUGGACCGCAUCAACUACCGCCACCGCCCGCACCUCGCCGUCACCGCGCUUGAUGAAUUCUACAAUGCAGAAACUACUAAGUAUUUCGAGGACGAAAAACGCCGCAUCCGUGCCGAUACGGAGUCGCUUUUGGCUCGCGCCCGGUCCGUGGUGCCGCGUGCUAAGUCUCUCGCACCCCUGGAGACAUUACACUCGUAUUCCUAUGGCGAGCCUGUUCCAUACCGUUACAGCAGUGACGCUUAUCUGGCUGGACUCCCACUGUCUGUACGCAGCGUCGUCCACCACAUCAAUAACAUCGCCUUCUACAAGUACCAGGAGCCCACGAAGAGGUUCACAGGACGCGGCCACCUCGCGUGUCUUCACUACACCGGAAAUAAAGCCUUCUCCAACCGCCGACCUCUCUACAAGGAGAUGAGCAUCAGGGACGACGUCAAUCUGCUGUCGUUCUAUGCGAAAAACAGGCUCGCCGCCGCAGGGCUGGCCGACAACGCGGUCACAGCGGGCGCGAAGGAACAGCCGACGGCGGCGCUGAGCGCGUAGCCCCCGCGCACCCCGCUCCCGUCCCCCGCGCGCGCGGUGCGGACGCGGCUCCGUCCGCGCCCGCGCCGCGCGAGCCCUUCGCGUACUCUGAUCUCGGUAUAACACGCUCCAACUAACCUAGAAGACCUAGAUCAUCUAUUUUUUUAUCCAUUUAUUCAGAUAAUUUUAUUUUAAACGAAUACUUAACGAACGAAUUAUAAUUAAAUCUAUUUUUCUAGUCAUAUUUCGUGAAGGAACGACUCUUCGUUUUUGAGAGGCUCCUGUCACUUAACAGAACUGAUUUUAAGUAAUAAUAAAUGAUUAUAACCGA
Messenger RNA from Cydia amplana, 1504 nucleotides. RefSeq lists its product as uncharacterized. Bases 145 to 1194 code for a protein of 349 amino acids. The record is from RefSeq and is a predicted model, not a curated record. The transcript is spliced from 9 exons. NCBI's taxonomy places the organism in Eukaryota, Metazoa, Arthropoda, Insecta, Lepidoptera, Tortricidae.